AUGUACGAGACCGAAACGAAGAUACAUUACGCUCUGGACAUGCGCCGCACGCAAAAGUCCAAGGCUUACUGCUUCCUUUCAAGGGCGACUCGUCGGGUGACCGCACAUCAGUCGUGUCUGUCAAAGGCCAUCGAGAUAUUCAGGCGGAUGGCCUCCAAGCCGUCGCCGCUGGAGCAUUCUGCCAAGCUUGGUUCUAUGCUAUCGGAUACGAAGGUCGGCCCAGACAGGCAAAGAACAUCUGAAAACUCUUCGUGUAGCAUCACGGAUCAGGACACGGGAUGCAAUUUCGGCAUUGCUUUGGACGGCAUGGCCGAGACCGCCGAAGAAGACUUCAACUUAGAUCCAGCUCAUGAGUUCCGGACUUGGAACCGUGAUAAAUUGAGAUGGGAGCACAAGGAUGAGAAGACAGGAUCAAUGACCUCCGCCCCUGGUCAUCUGGACUGA
Molecule: messenger RNA, 444 nt
Organism: Colletotrichum orchidophilum
Lineage: Eukaryota; Fungi; Ascomycota; Sordariomycetes; Glomerellales; Glomerellaceae
Exons: 2
Coding region: 1-444 (147 amino acids)
Source: RefSeq, a predicted model, not a curated record